CGCCUGCACCUUCGACGCCCGGCACCUCUACACUAAGAAGGUGUGCGGCCACGGCUCCGUCCGCGCCGUCUCCUACAACAUCCUGGCCGACACGUACGCGCAGACGGAGUUCUCCCGCACCGUGCUCUACCCCUACUGCGCUCCCUACGCCCUGGAGAUUGACUACCGCCAGAACCUGCUCAAGAAGGAGCUGGCGGGCUACAGCGCCGAUCUCAUCUGCUUGCAAGAGGUGGAUAAAUCUGUCUUCGUGGACAGCUUGGCCCCGGCGCUGGAUGCUUUUGGACUGGAGGGGCUGUUCAAGAUCAAGGAGAAGCAGCACGAGGGCCUCGCCACUUUCUAUCGCAGGGACAAGUUCAGCCUCCUCAGCCAGCACGACAUCGCUUUCAGCGAAGCCCUGCUCUCAGAGCCGCUGCACAAGGAGCUGUGUGAGCAGCUGGCCAAGUACCCCCUGGUGCAGGAGAAGGUGCUGCAGAGAUCCUCUGUGCUGCAGGUUUCAGUUCUUCAGUCUACAACUGAUCCUGCCAGGAAACUUUGUGUAGCAAAUACCCACCUAUACUGGCACCCCAAAGGUGGGAACAUCCGUCUGAUCCAGGUUGCUGUGGCCAUGUCUCACAUCCAGCACGUAGCCUGUGACUUGUACCCCAGGAUCCCAGUCAUAUUCUGUGGAGAUUUUAAUAGCACACCCUCCUCAGGAGCCUACAGUUUUAUCAGCAGUGGUGGCAUUGCUGAAGAUCAUGAAGACUGGGUCUCAAAUGGGGAGGAAGAAAGGUGCAGUAUGACUCUAAGCCAUCCUUUCAAACUGCUAAGUGCUUGUGGAGAACCUGCUUACACAAACUACGUUGGUGGCUUUCACGGAUGUCUGGACUACAUUUUCAUUGACAGAAAUGCUCUAGAGGUGGAACAAGUUAUUCCAUUGCCAAGUCAUGAAGAAAUAACAACCCACCAGGCUUUGCCAAGUGUUUCACAUCCUUCUGAUCAUAUAGCACUUAUAUGUGACUUGAAGUGGAAAUAGAGUAGCUCUGGAAUGGUGCUUUUGGGGGUUUUUAAACAAGAAAUUUAAUUUAAUGUACUGCUGGGCAACUGAGGUUAGACCCUGACUUGUAUGCUACUAAAAGGAAGGCCAAAAUGAUUAAUGAAGAGUUCAUUUGUUUAAUGGCUCUACUGAGUAUUGUCACACUAUUCAGAAUGUUUGCAUGACAAUUUCCCCCUUUUUUACAUGCUAAUGGGAAAAAUACAUUGAAGACAGGGUUUUGAAAAUUGGAUUAUCAUAUACCUUUUUAGUGGUGUUUUUAAAGAAUUAAAAAUUAUUUUGUUUAAAAAAAGGAAUUUAAUGUGAUUUGUAAGACAGUCUACAAAUUGAACCCUGUUUAAUUCAGAAAUGAACACAGAACUGAAACUUAUGGAUUUAGUUGACUCCACUUUGAUUAAUAUAAUGGUAAUUUAAGUUCAUAAAUUGUCUUGUUCACUUACCAUUACUAUGGCACAACUUCUAGUAAGUUGCAUGAACAAUGUACUUGUACCUACCAACUUCUGAAAUGAUGUUCUUAAUUAUCAGUGAGUAGAUGUUGUCAAAAAUCAACCAUGUUAAAUUCAAGGCUAUAAUUGAUUUGGAAGCAAUUUGUCUGCCCACAUAACAUGGGUAAUGAGGAUAAUGUUAACACCUUGUGAAAUUGGACUACAUGAACAAACAAGCAUCUACUUUGAACAUAUGUUCCUUCUGGUUUGAGUCAUCAGCAAUAAAAGAUACUGGAGUUUAGGACAAGCAGCUUUGGAUGGGAGGGAGCUUUUUAUCAGUAUCAUCUGUUUUCAGGUGGGGAGAGAUACAGAACAAUGUGGUGCAUUAGUUAUCUGUGCCUAAAUCUUUACAAAGAAACACAAGUGACUUGCAAAACUUUAUCACAAUGGUUAUAUUUUGUUUUUCUCUUGCAUACAAAGACAACCUGAAUUUGUAGUGUUUUUACAUGCAUUUUUUCUUUCAAGGAAUAGCCUAGUUUGCCCUAUUUUGUCAGAUGCAGGGAAGUGUAUCCAUUCCUUCACAGAAUGUGUGGGAGUGGGUUCAGUCAUUUAACAAGCUUCUUGCCCUGCAUCAUUCAUCCAUGGGAAACAAAAAGCAUUUGGAAACCAUUCAUUUCCUUUUUCACCUAAUAAAACUCCCUUUAUCAAUUGUCUGUCA
Molecule: messenger RNA, 2173 nt
Organism: Zonotrichia albicollis (white-throated sparrow)
Lineage: Eukaryota; Metazoa; Chordata; Aves; Passeriformes; Passerellidae
Gene: PDE12
Product: phosphodiesterase 12
Biological process (GO): nuclear-transcribed mRNA catabolic process, deadenylation-dependent decay
Cellular component (GO): mitochondrion
Molecular function (GO): 3'-5'-RNA exonuclease activity
Source: RefSeq, a predicted model, not a curated record